UGCACUUUCCACAAAAUUAUAACAACACGUUUACAUUCAUUUUACUUCAUUGUAUUAAUAGAAUGCACAUUAGGUACAUCAAAUAUAUGUGCUCUUACUCUUUUAGCUACGAAACGAUUGCAUGAUUGAUCACUUUUAAACCUACCAGUGCUUGACCAAGAGUGAUAGAAUACUGUUCCUUAAAAUCUGUAAAACAUGGCAUCGCAGGAAAAAUCGCUUGCGGUAAAACCAGGAUCAUCACGCGGAGUCUCACGAGUGCUAGCAAAACUGGAAGCCUCCAUCGAAUCAAAGAACUUUUAUGAAGCCCAUCAGAUGUACCGGACACUAUACUUUCGGUACCUGACUCAGGGCAAAUACCUCGACCUGCUAGAGCUGCUAUACAGCGGUUCACUAGCAAUGCUGGAGAACGAGCAGUACAGCAUUGGGGCUGACUUAGUAUUGUUGCUAAUACAAACACUAGAAGCCACUGUCAACGAUAUUAAAGCGCCGGAACAUUGGAUAAGCCGGUUGGCUUGGUUGAUCGGCAUUAUCAAGCCCAACAUCGUUGAACGCGAGACCGUGCUGGAAAAGGCGAUAAAAUGGAGUGGCACCACCGUAAUGUCACCGAUGGGACAUCCACUGAUGCACAAGCUGAUCGCCCAGAUAAUGCACCAGGAAAACAAUCUUCCCCUGGCACGGUACCAUUUUUCGCUGUCGAAAGAUGGCGAAAAUUGUGCCCUCCUUACGCUCCAGCUCAGUCAGCAGAAGGGAUUUGCGAGCGAAGUGGACUUGUUCCUGGCCCAAAUCGUGCUGCAGCAGCUCUGCCUGAAGGAGACGGCCGCCGCCGCCGACACGUUUGCCGUCUACGUGCGUUCGCACCCGGGAAUCGCUUGCUCGGAACUGCCGUUCCCGAUGCCGCUGCUCAACUUUCUCUUCUUUCUGCUACAGCUGAUCGAGAUGAAUAAUCGCAAGUACGCCAUCUUUCGGACGCUCGUCGAUCUAUACAAGCCGUCACUCGAUCGGGAUCCGUCCUUUGCGAAGUAUCUGCAUAAGAUAGGUGUGACAUUUUUCGACGGCGGCCAGCAGGAGCAGCCACGCGGUUUCGCGUUUAGCGAUUUGAUUCAGCAGUUCUUUAACGACCUAGAUGUCGAGGAUUUGGAGGAGGGUAACAGUGUGCAUGGUUCCGAUGUAGACUAGUGACCAGAUUUAUUGGUUAUUGACGCGAACGCAUUGUAUCGCAAUGAACAUAAAUAUAUAAAAUAAAACUAUUCGAUAUUUAACAAACAGGUAGCUCACGCACUGCAUGUAGAAAGACCAAGUGGAGAGUGGCGUGAAUCACUAGCAAAAGGAAUGAACGUUGAGGGUGGAUAGAAAGGGGUUGAUAGAAGAGUAAAACACGAUGGCAGGCUGCUCCAUACGAUUCAAGCAAGUGAAGUUAUUUCAUAUCGCUACCAAUUAAAGCAAUGGGCUGUAAAGUACGAAGUUGCACUUGGUGUGUUUAAGCUAGCAUAAAAUGGUAACUAAUCUCUCCACGAUGUCGGCCGUUCAAGGAAUAAAUCUUAAAUCUUAUACCUAGCUGAAAAAAAAACUUUCCAACAGUGUAU
Anopheles nili is the source of this 1583-nucleotide messenger RNA. Its product is annotated as Golgi to ER traffic protein 4 homolog. Lineage: Eukaryota; Metazoa; Arthropoda; Insecta; Diptera; Culicidae. The transcript has 2 exons. Bases 196 to 1176 code for a protein of 326 amino acids. The record is from RefSeq and is a predicted model, not a curated record. Gene Ontology annotation, biological process: protein insertion into ER membrane. Gene Ontology annotation, cellular component: cytosol; BAT3 complex. Gene Ontology annotation, molecular function: protein binding.